AUGCAUUCUUAUGGUGAUAUCAUGUGCAUUUUCUACAUGCUUCAGAACAUAAUUGGAUCAUUUGGAAAUGGUUUACUCCUUUGCUUCUGUGGCUAUAAUAUAAUCACUGGUCAAAGCAUAAGACCCAUUGAACUGAUAUUCAUUAAUUUGGUCUUUUCCAACAUUAUGAUGAUUGUCUUGAGGGGAGUUCCAUGGGCAAUCUAUUCUUGCAUUCAGAAAAUUUUUGUGGGUGACAUUGAAUGUAAAAUCAUAAUUUAUCUUCAAAGAGUAGCCCGGGGAAUUUCCCUUUGCACUACCUGCCUUCUGAGUGUCUUUCAGGCCAUUAGCAUUAGUUCUGGCCAUUCCAUAUGGGCUAAGCUCAAAGCCAGGGUCCAAAAGUACAUUGUUCCAUUCUGUGUUUUCAUAUGGGUUCUCAAUCUGCUGAUAGAUGGGGUUGUGCCUCUAUAUGUGACUGCCACUAGGAACAACACAAACAGCAACCUGAGUAGAAAUCUAGGGUAUUGUUCUGUAGACAGGCAUGCCUUGAAUACCUCAAAACUUGUAAUCUAGAAGUUACUUUAUGAUGUAGGGUUUGUGGCAUUCAUGGCCAUUACCAGUGGGUAUAUGGUGGUUGUUUUGUGCAGACACCACUGGCACGUCCAGCACAUUCAUAAGACCAGCCUCAACCCCAGUUCUUCCCCAGAGACCAGAGCUACCAGAGCCAUCCUGUUGCUCAUGAGCACCUUUGUGUGCUUCUACUCAUUCAGUUCCAUCUUUAUUAUUGUGAUGGAUAAUUCUAAAGACACAAACCUAUGGAUGAUCCAUAUCUUUGUUGUUUUUUCCUUGUGUUACCCAGCAAUAAGUCCCUUUCUUUUAAUCUGUAGUGAUUCCCAGAUACCCAAUUGUUAUAAUGCAUUCAAAGGGGUGAAAAAAUCUUAA
Phascolarctos cinereus (koala) is the source of this 918-nucleotide messenger RNA. Its product is annotated as vomeronasal type-1 receptor 4-like. Gene Ontology annotation, molecular function: pheromone receptor activity. NCBI's taxonomy places the organism in Eukaryota, Metazoa, Chordata, Mammalia, Diprotodontia, Phascolarctidae. Gene Ontology annotation, cellular component: membrane. The record is from RefSeq and is a predicted model, not a curated record. Gene Ontology annotation, biological process: G protein-coupled receptor signaling pathway.